Molecule: messenger RNA, 708 nt
Organism: Acaulospora morrowiae
Lineage: Eukaryota; Fungi; Glomeromycota; Glomeromycetes; Diversisporales; Acaulosporaceae
Source: the annotation of a GenBank genome assembly
GCACCAACCAAUUCCAAAUUGGGCAAUGGUGAAGGGAUUUUACGAACCAGGAGCGCAAGACACAAAUUUUCGUCGUACUUGGGACAAGGAGGAGCCAAGCACUCGGGUUCUGAAGCGGAGCAACCUCGGGAUCUGCUAAAGGCCCGUACGGAAAGGGUCGUUCUGGAUACAAACUUAAAUAAGAUCCAGGUCGUCCAAUCCACCGGUCUCGCUUCCAAGCAACCGGGAUUCCAUUGUAAGGAGUGCGAUUGUGUUGUCAAAGACAGCGUAAAUUUUUUGGAUCAUAUCAACGGAAAAAAACAUCAGCGUGCCCUGGGAAUGACGAUGAAAGUUGAGCGAAGCAGUUUGGAACAAGUUAAGGCAAAGAUGGCCGAAUUGAAGAAGAAAAAAGAGGAAGGUCCCGAGAUUUAUGAUUUUGAUGCGCAGAUAGAGAAAUCUCAAAAACAAGAGGAAGAGGAAAAAAGGCGUAAGAAGGAACGCAAAAAAGCAAAAAAGAAAAGCGAGUCGGGAAAAAACGACAUUAAUGGUGAAUCAGGAAAAGAUGAUGCUAAUGAAGAGGACAUUAAUCCCGAAAUGGAAAAGCUAAUGGGGUAUGGUAUAACGAGUUUAAUGCAUUUCUAUCUUGACUACAAUGUGUUGACCAUAAAAAUACAACGUUUCUAUGCAAUCAAUAGAUUUGGCAACUUCGGAUCAACUAAAUCAGGAUAG